AUGCCUCUUACUCGAUGGCAACUUGUAGCAGAAGUCAAGGGCAUAUAUGAUGUGAUUCUAGAUGUUGAAUCCAGGUGUAUCAAAGCCGAUGUUGAACAAGCUGCCCUUCUGCGUAGACAACCAUCGAGACUCAGUGAUGAGCAGUGGCAAGCUCUCAUGACACUACAUCGUGCCCUGCUUUACGAAUAUCACGAUUUCCUAAUGGCCUCUCAGCAUCCAUCUGCUUCUCCUGCUCUACGUUGGUCGGCCCAAAAAUUUGCUGUGCCUGCUAGAGUGUGGCGUCAUGGUAUUUAUUCGUUCCUCGAGAAUCUUAGAAGUCAAUUGCCAAAAUCACUUGAUCACAUACUUGCAUUUUUAUAUUUGGCCUACUCGGUAAUGGCUGUUUUAUACGAAACAAUCCCAGGUUUUCAAGAUACAUGGAUCGAAUGUCUAGGAGAUAUUGCACGGUACCGUAUGGCCAUUGAGGAUGGUGAUACCGAAGACCGUGGUAUUUGGACUCAGGUUGCAUAUCGAUGGUAUCUUAAAGCUUCAUAUAAACUUCCUGGUGCAGGAAGACUAUAUCAUCAUCUUGGGAUUAUCACACGGGGAAACACUUUGCAUCAGCUUCACUAUUUUACAAAAGCACUUUGCGCUAAGAUACCGUUCAUUCAGGCGCGGGAAUCGAUUCUCACACUCUUUGAUCCAGUUCUGAAUUCAGCGAAUAGUUGUUCUCAAUUCUCACGGUUCGAAACUGUUUUCAUUAUGAUCCAUGGUCACCUUUAUAAAGGUAAUGCGUCUUGGAUCCAUGAGAUGUCCGACCCCGAGACGAAGGAACUUCUCGGUUUAUUGGACAGUCAGAUUGGCAGAUUCACGGCAACGUUCAAAGAACAGGGUUGUUAUAUGGCUAUAUCUAAUGUCGGUGCCGAGCUUGGCUACGGCUUAACAGAAAACCCCAUCAUGAAAGCUAUGAUGACACCUCGUUCGGCAGCAAAUACAGACGCUGCUCAUACAAGAUCUUUUAGGCAUGCUGAGUACUUCAGUAAUUCCGUUCUUGAGAUUGUUUUGCAACGAAUCGGCGAUCCGAACACUCUUCCUUUUAUUUAUAUCACUCUUAUUUUCAUAUUCAAUAUGUCUCGUUAUUCGGAGGCAAUGGAUCUUCUGGCACCUGCAUUUGCUUGGCAGUCUUUGGUGAUCAUGCUCAAUACAUUGUUUAGAUCUGCUGGGUCUAUUGAUCAGAUUGAAGAUAAACAAUUCCCAUUCUCGGGACGGGGUCCUCUUGCAGAAGAUUACGCCCUUAGGGGUCUAGUUUGGUCCAGAGAUGAAACCAUGUAUCCCGAGACGUGGUCUAUGGAUAGAAGCGAUGGAGAUGAGAUAUAUCUUGAUCUCCCGUGCAUGUUAGAGCCUCGCAAAGCUCGCAUUCUGUGGCUCGCUUGUCGCAUUGCUGAGGCUGGACCAUGGAUCCACUUCGAUAACUCCAAGCCAGAGUUCUCGGUAAGUCAAGACACACACAGCUUAGAAUCAUGCCCCGACAUACACAAACCAGUAUCUAUGGAACAGAUAGGCACAUAG
This is a messenger RNA of Sclerotinia borealis F-4128, 1548 nucleotides long. The record is from the annotation of a GenBank genome assembly. NCBI's taxonomy places the organism in Eukaryota, Fungi, Ascomycota, Leotiomycetes, Helotiales, Sclerotiniaceae.